CGGCGCCCGCCGUUUACGACGGGCCGGAAAGCAGUGGGCGCAGCCAGCGCCGGCUGAGCCGGGUCGCUAUGGGGAAAAUUGCGCUGCAGCUCAAAGCCACGCUGGAGAAUGUCACCAACCUCCGGCCAGUGGGCGAGGACUUCCGGUGGUACCUGAAGAUGAAAUGUGGCAACUGUGGUGAGAUUUCAGAGAAGUGGCAGUACAUUCGGCUGAUGGACAACGUGGCACUGAAGGGAGGCCGUGGCAGUGCCUCCAUGGUCCAGAAGUGCAAGCUGUGUUCAAGGGAAAACUCCAUUGAGAUUUUGAGCAGCACCAUCAAACCUUACAAUGCCGAAGACAACGAGAAGUUCAAGACGAUAGUGGAGUUUGAGUGCCGAGGACUUGAACCAGUCGAUUUCCAGCCCCAGGCCGGCUUUGCUGCUGAGGGUCUGGAAUCCGGGACAGUCUUCAGUGACAUUAAUCUGCAGGAAAAGGACUGGACUGACUAUGACGAAAAGGCUCAGGAGUCUGUGGGAAUCUACGAGGUCACCCACCAGUUUGUGAAGUCCUGAACCCUCUUCCUGCACACUUGCCUCUUAAGAACUGAAAAGGGACAACGUGCCCCAAGCAGCACAGUGCAGAGGCUGGUCCCCUCACGUCUCGCCUCCUGGCAGCUGCCCAGGCCCUCACAGCCUGCGUGCUGGGCUGUCACAGCGUCCCGAGCCCCACCAAUAAAGCCCCUGUUUGUGCUACA
Molecule: messenger RNA, 733 nt
Organism: Aethalodelphis obliquidens (Pacific white-sided dolphin)
Lineage: Eukaryota; Metazoa; Chordata; Mammalia; Artiodactyla; Delphinidae
Gene: CZIB
Product: CXXC motif containing zinc binding protein
Exons: 8
Coding region: 69-551 (160 amino acids)
Molecular function (GO): zinc ion binding
Source: RefSeq, a predicted model, not a curated record